Molecule: messenger RNA, 2042 nt
Organism: Annulohypoxylon truncatum
Lineage: Eukaryota; Fungi; Ascomycota; Sordariomycetes; Xylariales; Hypoxylaceae
Product: general substrate transporter
Exons: 4
Coding region: 227-1834 (535 amino acids)
Biological process (GO): transmembrane transport; carbohydrate transport
Cellular component (GO): membrane
Molecular function (GO): carbohydrate:proton symporter activity
Source: RefSeq, a predicted model, not a curated record
GCCUGUCACACAUAUUGAAAAUCAGACUAGUCGGAUGGUUGCGUAUUGUAGUUUUAGGGACAAUUCGAAGUGAGGCGAUGGCAUUUCAGGUGAGUAGAUGGUGGUUAUAUUAACAGGCACAAGGAACUGUGCUUGGUCUAGACAUUUUCCAUCAUAUUUCGAUGUUCCAUUUGUGUUACCAACUUCUUGUAGCACUAUCGUUUAAAUAUUCCUCUAGAUAGGUAACAUGUUGCCUAUGGACCAACUUGCGAAAUCGAAGGGGCCGCAAGACGGCCCUUCUUCUACCCACAUAGAGAAUAACGAAGUCGGCAAUAACAGAGAUGAUAUCCAGGCCCAUAGAGGGGGCACCGGAAAGCGGGCGAUCCAGGUCUGCGCCACGGCUGCUUUUGGUGGAUUCCUCUAUGGCUUCGCGGUGAACUCUAUGAGCGGAACCUUAGCGCAAACCAGCUUCAUACAGUUAUUCCUAACGCCCGCAAACACACCAGCUAUCACGGACGGGCUACUAGGUUGUUUCAUGGGCGGUGCUUUCCUUGGGGCUAUUAUCCAGGCUCCCACUUCGAAUAGAUGGGGGCGUCGCAGCGCAAACCUCGUGGCUGCCUUUAUUACGAUCGUGUCCGGGGUCUUGCAAUCUGCAUCCUAUCAUAUCGAGAUGCUCCUCGUCGGUCGUGUUAUAUGCGGCAUUGGUGGCGGAAUGAUGAUAGCUAACAGCCCAGUCUACAUGAGCGAGGUCGCUCCGCCUCACACUCGCGGCCUACUUGUGGGGUUCCACGGGGUUGGAAUUGGUACUGCUUAUGCCGUCUGCUCGCUAUUCGGCCUGAUAUUCAGCUUCGUCCAGAACCCAGUCCAGUGGCGUCUAGUAUAUAUCGUUCAAACCGCUUUAGCGGUCGGGUUUGCCUGCUCAAUUCUCUAUCUACCGGAGUCUCCGCGAUGGCUUAUGGAGAAUGGCAAAGAGGAACAGGCAAUUGCCGAGCUCAGAAAGUUACAUAGAACGAAAUCCGAUCCGAAUGGCUCUCUCGUUCGCGCAGAAGCAAUACAGAUCAAAGCUCAGGUUGAAGCGGAGAAUCGCUUGCCUAAGGGGUACAUGUCCAUCCUGAAAACACCACCCCUUCGUAAACGAGCAUUAUGCUCUAUCCUAUUAUGGACGAUGGGACAAGGUACCGGAAUUACCGCUGUCGCUAGUCUAUUCCCUGUUCUGAUGGGCGGACUUGGAUUCGGCAAUACUCUUCAGCUCGGCUUGGGCUGUGCAUGGACAGGCUCCGUGAUCCUCGGGUGCGUAUUGAACGUGUUGAUCAUAGACAGGAUAGGCCGCGUUAAGCUUCUUGUAAUUGGAGGAGUAAUUAAUUCUAUAAUGCUUUCUGUCAUGGCGGCACUCAUGAAAUAUUACCAAAACACCACAUACAAACCCGGGAUCAACGCCCUUAUCGCCUUAUACUUCAUCUUCGGGUUAUCGUUCACGUCAACGAUCGAUUGUGCCUCAUAUGCCUACGGUUCAGAAAUAUGGCCCACGCACCUAAGGAGCGAAGGCUCUACCCUAGUUUUCGCGUCCUUCUUCGCCAAUGCCCUUGCGUAUAGUGCUCCAAUCAGCCAGGCUCUGGAUAAUAUUGGUUGGAAAUACUACCUCGUCUUUAUCUCGGUGACUAUGGUGUCCACAGUGAUUAUCGCGGUUUAUUUCCCAGAGACUAAAAAUCUCACGCUCGAAGAAAUUUCCUCAAAGUUCGGCGAUGAAGUAGCUGUCAAUUUCGAGGAUGCCAUUGCGGCUGAACUCCAGGCAAGAUCCAGUGACGGAAAGGCGACAGGGUCAUCUAUACAUUCAGGGGAAAGAGGUCCACGUUAGACUCGGAUAUGCAGAGUUGAUUACUUAUAAUAGACUAGGUAUUAAAUCGAGAUCUUCCUGCGAGAUCUUGCCAUUCAAGGGCAGGGGACAUAUCCGAUUCGUUAGUUUUAUUAGGAAGGUACCUAAGUAUUAACUGUUUGUUUCUACGGGCGUAUACAUACCCCAUGUCAGGUAUUAACAGACUUUAUAUAAGGCUGGAUAAACGAGA